Strongylus vulgaris is the source of this 506-nucleotide messenger RNA. The record is from the annotation of a GenBank genome assembly. NCBI's taxonomy places the organism in Eukaryota, Metazoa, Nematoda, Chromadorea, Rhabditida, Strongylidae.
AUGGAAACCCAUUCCACUGAUGUUGUCCAUUCCUGUAUACGGCUUACGAGGUCGAGUCCGUUGGCUGCUCUUUCUCUACGCUCUCCAACUUUUUCAACAGCGGAUCUUCGACGAGCUCAUACACCGUUAGCUCGAACUACCUCGGCCUCCUUACCCGGCAAAGUGAAACCCAGACUAGGAAGAAUGAAAUCAAUCCGAGAUUCACCUUGCUUCAUAGCCAGACCAACACAUUUGGAACUGCCGCUUAGUGACGAUGAGUCACCUCUAGGCACCAUUGCCGAAGAUACGAGAUUUUACGAAGAUUCCGACGACGACCUUGUGAAGAGGUUCGUUACUUACUGUCACCUUUUCUAUCUUCCCCUAUCAAGUUUUCCACUGAGUUCUCCACUCUCUUUCAUCAUCCUCCUCUUUUCCUUAACAGUGAUGCCACACUCCAAAAAUUUGCCAGAAUCUGUCAUUUUUUUUUAUCUCAUCUUAUCAAACUUCAAUAUAAGACCCAAAUAGCA